Messenger RNA from Saccostrea cuccullata (small rock oyster), 1002 nucleotides. Its product is annotated as serine/arginine-rich splicing factor 4-like. The coding region runs from base 1 to 1002 and encodes 333 amino acids. The record is from RefSeq and is a predicted model, not a curated record. The transcript has a single exon. Lineage: Eukaryota; Metazoa; Mollusca; Bivalvia; Ostreida; Ostreidae.
AUGAACGGUGUUGCCAGAAGAGGACAUAGUGACAGCAGAGAAAACACAAGAGAACGCAGUGGCAGUAGAGAGGACACAAGAGAACAUAGUGACAGUAGAGAGGGCACAAGAGGACACAGUGACAGUAGAGAGGGCACAAGAGAACGCAGUGGCAGUAGAGAGGACACAAGAGGACAUAGUGACAGUAGAGAGGACACAAGAGAACAUUGUGGCAGUAGAGAUAACACAAGAGAACGCAGUGGCAGUAGAGAGGACACAAGAGGACACAGUGGCAGUAGAGAGGACACAAGAGGACAUAGAGGCAGUAGAGAGGACAAAACAGAAUACAUUGACAGUAGAGAGAACACAAGAGAACAUAGUGACAGUAGAGAGAACACAAGAGAACGCAGUGGCAGAAGAGAGGACACAAGAGAACGCAGUGGCAGUAGAGAAGACACAAGAGAACGCAGUGACAGUAGAGAGGACACAAGAGGACAUAGUGGCAGUAGAGAGGACACAAGAGAAUGCAGUGACAGUAGAGAGGACACAAGAGGACAUAGUGGCAGUAGAGAUGACACAAGAGAACGCAGUGACAGUAGAGAGGACACAAGAGGACACAGUGACAGUAGAGAGGACACAAGAGGACAUAGUGGCAGUAGAGAUGACACAAGAGAAUACAGUGACAGUAGAGAAAAGACAAGAGAACAUAGUGACAGUAGAGAGAACACAAGAGAACAUUGUGGCAGUAGAGAGAACACAAGAGAACAUAGUGGCAGUAGAGAGGACACAAGAGGACAUAGUGGCAGUAGAGAGGACACAAGAGAAUACAGUGACAGUAGAGAAACGACAAGAGAACAUAGUGGCAGUAGAGAGAACAAAAGAGAACAUUGUGGCAGUAGAGAAAACACAAGAGAACAUAAUGGCAGUAGAGAGGACACAAGAGAACAUAAUGCCAGUAGAGAGGACACAAGAGAACGCAGUGGCAGUAGAGAGAACACAAGAUUUAGCUUUAGCAAAAGAUGA